AAUCCUCAAUUCUUGUUUCUGUUCGCGCUUUCAACACUCUCACUCCGGAUUUAAGAACGAAUUGCAUUGCAUAUGGAUCGUACGGUGGCGCACAAUGCUGAGGCACAAGCCGAAGAGGGCGAACGGUUGAAGAACCUGGGAAAUGAUCUUUUCAGACAGGGAAAGUACGCGGAGGCUGCCAAGAUGUACAACGAAGCCAUAGAAGUGAACGGAACUCAAACUCUCUACAUGUCUAACCUUGCUGCGACCUACCUCAAGCUCGAAGACUUUGAUAUGGCUGAACGUGCUGCGUCGACCGCUCUCCUUUCCGACCCGAAAAUGGUCAAGGCUCGCUUUCGUCGUGCCAUGGCACGCAAAGGCGCGAGCAAACUUUUGGCGGCGAAGAUUGACUUAGACACCGUGCUCGAACUCCAACCCUCGUGUUUUGAAGCUGCCUUGGAGAUCGACAUCUUGAUCGACAUGCGAGACUCGGGUGUCCCCGACUUGACUAAUAUCUGGGAAGAUGCCGAGGUCCCCUUGCCUAGUGAUGAGCCCUGUCCUAUCAUUUCGCCAGAUCUCGCCAAGGAGCUUCGUGCGUUGAAAGCAGAACGAGAUGACGAGGAGGCAGAAAGGCUUGCGCAUGUCGGGAACGGGAUUCCAUGCAAGCACCAUAAUCUCAAGCUUCUCGGUUGUGCAAAGGGUGCCGGAUGCCCUUACUCUCAUGCGCCAGAUGAAAGGAGCAUCGCCGAUUCUGAGGGCCGCAACGUCUGUCUGUAUUUUCUCAUGGGAUCCUGCAAAUUCGGGGAGGGAUGUCUCUAUCUUCACUCAAAGGCGAACUUGCCUCAUUUAAAGGAUCAGGAGGACUUCCCACCAGGCCUUGUCCGCCGGCUGAUCUCUGCCAAUGAACAGGUCAUCGCUGAGCAACGGCUGUUCUCCAACUUCAUGGGAGUGGGACCAACUGCUCUGGGUCAGGAGAAGAGCCGCACUGGAAAAGUCGAGCAGCUCUCUCGAUCCUCGAAGCCAUUUGUCAUGCACCUCACCCUCAACAAAUCCACGCAACUGCCCAUCAAAACCAUGGAGGCUUUGAGGAAGAAAGUCGAGGUCGCACGAGCCAGCACCAAAGCUAAGGCCAGAGACUUCCUCGUUCUGCCCAGCAUCAAAGGUGUCUUCAUUACGGAUGCCCCAAUCGUCACUCCGAACAACAGUGGCUUGCUGGUGCGACUGGUGUCGUAUGUGGAGAACGGGGGAACGGUCGUCAUUGGCGGUUCAUUCAAGAUGUUUUCCAAGAACUCGAUGGAGGAUAUUCGUCGUCCGUCGCUGAACAAGUUCUUCGACGAAGCCUGGGGACUGCCAUGGAAGCUCUCCGCUAUGGCUGGUACCGAGAACCAGAAAUUAGUUCUGAAUGGAAACCACGAGUUGGCAUCUGGUUUGCCAAAAAGCCUCUCGUUGACCGGCGGCAUGUGGUUGACAGGCGUCGCGGCCCAUGAAGCGCUUUACGUCGAACAAAGCUCCGGUCAACGAGCGGCUGCGGCCAUAGCUCAAGUCGGCAGCGGGCGCUUCGGAUUUAUCUGUGAAGGAGCAGAGAAUGGGCUUGGAGCUGGCGCGAUUGUCAUUGCCAUGCUGGGGCUCUAG
Molecule: messenger RNA, 1611 nt
Organism: Mycena citricolor
Lineage: Eukaryota; Fungi; Basidiomycota; Agaricomycetes; Agaricales; Mycenaceae
Source: the annotation of a GenBank genome assembly